AUGGCAAGUAAUAGAGAUGAUUCCCUUCAAUCCAUUAGUGUGAGGUUAGAUGGAAAGAAUUAUUCUUAUUGGAACUAUGUGAUGAAAAAAAAAUUGAAAGGGAAAAAGAUGUGGGGUUAUGUUUCUGGAACUUUAUUUAAACCAACAAAUGACAAAGCGGAUUAUGCAACUUUGCUAGAAAAUUGGGAAGUGGAUAAUUCAAAAAUUAUUACUUGGAUAAACAACUCUGUAGAACACUCCAUAGGUACCCAACUAGCCAAGUAUGAAACAGCGAAGGAAGUUUGGGACCAUCUUGCAAGGCUGUAUACUCAGUCUAACUUUGCAAAGCAAUAUCAAUUAGAAUCAGAUAUUAGAGCUCUUGAACAGAAAGAUAUGAGUAUUCAAGAGUUCUAUUCAGUAAUGACAGAUCUAUGGGAUCAAUUGGCCCUUACUGAAUCUGCAGAAUUACGAGCUUUUGCACCAUAUAUUGCUCGUAGGGAGGAACAACGAUUAGUUCAGUUUUUGAUGGCACUUCGUGAUGACUUUGAGGGACUCCGUGGCUCUAUUUUGCAUCGUUCUCCACUUCCUUCGGUUGAUUCAGUAGUUAGUGAACUAUUGGCAGAUGAAAUUCGUCUUAAGUCUCAAGCAGGAAAAGGCAUCCUCCCAGCACCCAGUCCCUCUGUUUUGGUAGUUCCUCCUCGACACUUUACUCACCAUGAGAAUAAACCUCACACAAAGGUUGGAGUUGAUGAAUGCAGCUUUUGCAAACAAAAAGGUCACUGGAAGGCUCAGUGUCCUAAAUUAGUAAAUCGUGCACCUCAGCAACAAAGACAUCAACUCAGACCUCCUCAAUUCGGUAAUCAACCGCCUCAUUAUGGUAGCCAACCACAGUUUGGAAACCACUCACAACCUCGACCAUACCGUCCUCCACAAUUUAAUGCCGCUGCUACUGUACCUCCAUCUGACUCGUAUGAUUUUGGGGCCUCAUCUUCCAAUCCUGCUCUUGCUGCCCUCUCAGAACAGUUUCAGAAGUUUCUUACCAUGCAGCCACAUGCCAUGUCCGCCUCUUCUUCGGUAGGUCAGCCCCCCUACUAG
Molecule: messenger RNA, 1074 nt
Organism: Humulus lupulus (European hop)
Lineage: Eukaryota; Viridiplantae; Streptophyta; Magnoliopsida; Rosales; Cannabaceae
Exons: 1
Coding region: 1-1074 (357 amino acids)
Molecular function (GO): nucleic acid binding; zinc ion binding
Source: RefSeq, a predicted model, not a curated record